AUGACUUCACCUCUGGAUGAAGGAGUGAUUGAGGGCCAGGUGUCGCCAGAGCCAGAUCUACAGGAUGACAAACUCCUGUGCCAACACCGCCAUGCCACAUUCAUGAGAAUGACUAAGGAGGCGGUGCGCGGUCAGCCCUUCGCCGACGUCCUGUCGCUCAGCGACGGGCCCCCGGGCGCGGGCAGCGGCGUGCCCUACUUCUACCUGAGCCCUUUGCAGCAGUCGGUGGGCAACCUGCAGGUGAGCAUGCGGGCACCGCGCCGCGGGCCAGCCUGUCCACUGUCGCCUGCACGCGCCCAGGGGCGACAGCGGGCUCACGCCGGCCCGUGCGCCCCCGCGCCGGCCGGGCGGGCACUGCUGCGCCCUGGUCGUGGGUCUGCUGACCACCACCCAGGAGUUUCACACGCGCCCCGCAACGGGGCGACGCUGGGGAGACUUCUUUGCCAUCUUCCCCGAGGCGUCUUGGGCCACUAUGUGUCAGUGAACGAGACAGAAAGGGACAUCGCGAAACGUUCGUUAUUCAUCCGACACCCUGAGAUGGAAACCUGGCCCUCCGGCCAUAAUUGGUUCUUUGCUAAGUUGAAUAUAACCAAUAUCUGGCUCCUGGACUACUUCGGGGGACCGAAGAUCGUGACGCCCGAAGAAUAUUAUAAUGUCACGUUUCAGUAAGUCCUUAUUUGUACAUCGUCUACCUUCCUUCGCAGGCCUCACCAGUGGUCCUUCACCCGGAGGACCUUAGCCAUUUCCCGUGCCACGGACCCCUUUGGCAAGCUGGUAAAGCCUGCGACCACCCUCGAGUGAGUCUAACUUUACUUUCUGAGUGCCGAGGACCGAAAACAAUAUUUUAAGACAUCGGUACCAGCUCCAACACGAUGUGGAAGUGUCUCCAGUCUCCGUAUUUCUGCUGGUGACGGUCACAGAUACGCUGUCACCAUGUGGUUUACUGCCUGCUUCCAUCAUGGAAGGAAAUGGUAGAUUUCAGUUAGAACUUAAUGAAAAUGAAAACUUUUUUUUCCAUCCGAGUUCACAAACCGCCCUGAACUUUACAGGUCGAGACCCCGUUUUAAGGCUGUGCUUGUGGGGGGUCUGGACAGAGCUCCGUUCUGACCCGAGACGGCGUUUUCUCAUGAGUGUCCCAGACUUGGGCACUUCUGAACUGUGGUGCAUCGACACCCGGGUCUGAGCACGUGACCCUGUCCCCAGCAGCACUGAGUCCUGUGAGCGUCACCCGGGUCUGAGCACGUCACUCCGGCCCCCAGCUUGCCAGUUCCAUAGCCCUCACCAUGCUCCCAGCCAGGGCCUCACACCGCCCCCCGGCCACCUCCCCGGGGGCGGGCCGGCUCCUGCUCCAGCGCUGGCCACGGCGCACCUUCUGCUUGUACGGACGACCGCUGUUUGCUGAGGUGGGCUGAGGAGGCUGAGCUGGGCCUGCGGGUCGGAGCUCAGGGCUGGCUCUUGUUCCGGUGCUCAGGGUUGGCUCUCGUUCCGGCAUGCCCGUCUGUGUCACAUCCUACCACGGAGUGUCCCCACUGUGAUCACCGAUGGCUUCGCAGCCAAGCUCAGGUUUUCGUCUUAUUGUCUCUCCCAAGCAGCCCGGGACAGUGCGGGGUGCAGGGCGGGUGUUUGUAAAUACUGGCUCCUCGCCAGGCUGAUCAUUUGGGGUGAAGACUGUCAGCUUCUUGUGUGAAUAAAGAAUUCAGCCGUCGCAGUGUUUAUUUUCCUGCUCUGCAUUCAGCAGCGGCACAGGCCAGUGACUCUCUUGGGGCUGGUGAAGCCAUCUCACUUUGUAGGGACAUAGAGGCGGCAAUUACAACACGAUGACCAGGCGACAAGCUAUCAAGGAGGACGACAGGCCCGCUCUUCAAGGCCAAAGUUGGCUUUUCUAGGCCAUAACAAUCUCUGAAUCAGUUAUCUUUGUAUAAGUGACAUGCCCAAGGGUGAUGCUUGCUUGAAUAACAAAAUUAAGAUGUGCUUUCCUGUAAGGCUCCACGCUGCAUAAGUGGGGAAGAUAAAUUUGAGCUUCCACAUUAUCACACAGACAGUGAGCCUUUUCUGUGGCUCAGAGAUCAGAGGCAGCACUUUCUCCUCGUCCCUUUGACAGGAGGACAAAGACUAGAACAGGCGGCAGCCGCUCCCGAGGCGGGACACCAGAAACCGAAGAAUGGGCAUUGGCUCCAAGCUGACCUAUGUGCGUAGGUCGUCUUAUUAACGGUCCAUCUCAGUGUCCCAGAGUGGCCCCACCACCAUGCUGCCCACCUGGAUCACCACUGGCUGCUCAGUAUCCUGGGGGCUUGCACAUUUUUGGGGAGCCGUUCCCAAGGGCCUCACAGGCAAGCCGAGGCCGCCCCAGAUGGCAGCCACCUUGGCCGGCUUGGAAGGUGUUAUUUCUCCAAAUACCAUAAAGCCGUCUGCAUCCUGGACUCUGCCGUGCUCAGAUGGUGUCUGCACACAGGCUGCCAGGUACGGCCAAGGAGGGGCCCACCUGAUUACGGUUGGCCUUGCUGGACUGUUGGGUCGAGACCCCACGAAGGGGGACAUAAUGGGAGGUUUAAGUGUGUACAGAAGCCUUUGCUGACACCUGAGUAAGCAGUUCUCAUGAGGAUAAGCCUCUCACGGUUGGGUCUGCGCAGCGGGCUGGCCGCACCAGCCUCACGUCCCCUCCUCUGCUGUGCCCACGUGUCCCUGGCAAGGACAGAAGUAGGAGAGGUCUGUGUCAUAGACCCGCUUGGUCUCCCUUACCUGGAGAUGGAUCUCCUGGGAGCCGUGGUCAAGGCUGCAACAGGAAAAUGGGUCAAGGUUACCGCCUUCCCCGCCCCAUCCCCGACCGGACUUGGUGUCAUGGGGCGCUGGCCGAUUACUGCUCUUUCGCCCUAAUGUUCGGGACCCCUUCCGUUCUCUGCCGUUUUUAGCUUUUAAACCUUCAAAUAUUCUUGGGUGAGCGAACCAUACGGCCUGAUUACUGCUGCGUCCUGGUGCGUUUACUGGCAGGCGUGGGCGUCACCUGGGGACAGGCGGUGCUGGCUCACGCGAAGGCCCCCAGGCCGUGGAUAGCAGGACUCGAGAAUCUCAGACGAGCCUCCAGCACACGUGCGUGGCUGAAAUGACUCAAAAUCUUAAACCGUUAGAGCUGAAGUGUCUCUAGUCCUUCCCUAGAAUGAAUCAACUUUUUACAUUUGUUAACUCAGUUAAUGAAA
Molecule: messenger RNA, 3194 nt
Organism: Pteropus alecto (black flying fox)
Lineage: Eukaryota; Metazoa; Chordata; Mammalia; Chiroptera; Pteropodidae
Gene: CREG1
Product: cellular repressor of E1A stimulated genes 1
Exons: 3
Coding region: 1-669 (222 amino acids)
Source: RefSeq, a predicted model, not a curated record